This is a messenger RNA of Caenorhabditis angaria, 909 nucleotides long. Lineage: Eukaryota; Metazoa; Nematoda; Chromadorea; Rhabditida; Rhabditidae. The record is from the annotation of a GenBank genome assembly.
AUGCAACAAGGACAAUAUAGAGAGCGAAGAGAGCAAUUGCCAAUUGCCAAGAAAUUGUACAAGGUUAGGGGGGAUUUAGGCUAACUUAUCGGGAAAAAUUCAAACGUCGUCAAAUGCGCUCUGAAGAGGAGAGCUGGCGCAUUUGAAGAAGGUGUGCGCGUUUAGGGUGCAUUUCGAAAAAAUUUUUGUUUUUUUUUUCGUUUUCCCGAGGAAAUCGGCCAAUAAAAUCCAAUUUUUCAGUUCAUCGAUCUUCCAAACGCAAAAAAUUGGCGAGUUCAACCCGACGAAUGUCUAGCACAUGGCCGAAUCGCUUCCUACACUCGCACCAAGUCCCGCUUCCUCCCCGAUGACUUGACUUGCCUUAAAAUGCGCCUAGCGACUGUAACCAGCCAUGGUUUCCUGAUUUUAUAUGAAGUUGCUGACCGUGGAAUUGUUGUGGAUUUGAGAAAAGCGCGUGCGAUUUUGACGAAAUGUGAUAGUUUCAAAGGAGAUCGAUUGAAGUACAAGAGAUGUCAUAUUAAGAUUCGACUUGAGUUUGGAAAUGUUCAUUUAUUUGUGAAAGAUGAUUCGAUUUCGAAAUGGACAUCUGCGAUUAUAUCUGCACAUUCGAAUAUCAAAAAGGUUUCCGAACCUAUUGUUGCAGUUUCCGAAGCCGAAGAAGCUGUAAACAACUCGGUUUCCUCAAAUUCUGGAAUUAUAACAGUUAUCGAAAACCCAAAACCCGAACAAAUUCCAUCAAUUCGUCAAGGAAAAUCAUCAGUUUCAUCGAUUUGUAAAAAACUUGAGACUGAACAUUUUGUAGCAGAACCAGAAGCUGUGCAGAAGGAAAAUUUGGCGGUGCCAUCAUUUGAGGAAGAAAAUGGGCAAGGAACAACGAAGGCUUGGUGGUUGAGAUCUCUUCGAUGCUAA